GUAUCGAACGAGCCUGGCAACCGCUACAACAUCCAGCUGAUUAACGCACUGGUGCUCUACGUAGGUACUCAAGCUAUUGCGCACAUUCACAACAAAGGCAGCACGCCCUCUAUGAGCACCAUUACCCACUCAGCUCACAUGGACAUCUUCCAGAAUUUGGCGGUAGACCUGGACACUGAAGGCCGGUACCUCUUCUUGAACGCAAUUGCCAAUCAGCUGCGGUAUCCCAACAGUCACACCCACUACUUCAGUUGCACCAUGCUGUACCUGUUCGCCGAGGCCAACACAGAGGCUAUCCAGGAGCAGAUCACGAGGGUUCUCUUGGAACGACUGAUUGUAAAUAGGCCUCAUCCCUGGGGUCUUCUUAUCACUUUCAUCGAGCUGAUAAAAAAUCCAGCAUUCAAGUUCUGGAACCACGAGUUUGUUCACUGCGCUCCAGAAAUCGAGAAGUUGUUCCAGUCAGUUGCACAGUGCUGCAUGGGGCAGAAGCAGGCCCAGCAAGUCAUGGAAGGGACUGGUGCCAGUUAGAUGAGCUGCAUCUCGUGCUGUAAGCGUGCCAGCCUGGAGCUCCCCGUCCCAUCGACCGACAGAAGACUCCGUAAGGCUCCUCCUGACCUUCCCAGCCCCCUUGAUCGGGUAGACGUGACAGACCCUGGGUGAAAGUCUUAUGCGGGCACGUUCCAAAGUUUGAAACAAAUUAUUGACUUUUGGCCAAAAUUCAGAAGAUGCUGUGAAUAUCAUUUUGAACUAGUGUAAAUACAAGGAACAGAAACGUUUGUCUGGACUUUUGGGUUUGUGCAAAUUUGUGUAAAAGGCAGGUGGGUAACUGGUGCCUGUCCGGCUUGUAAUAAAGGGGCAGCUGCUGAUGCCAAGCACUUGUCUGGGGCAGACCUCCUUGUCCUGACAUUCCCAGACUCCCAAAGAAUACUGAAAAGCCAGUUAUAAUAUUAUGUAACUUAUUUUUCUUUAUGUGGAUGGGGGACCUUUAAAUCACUAACUUGUUUUACAAAAGGAAACAAAAAAAAGGGUGGAUGUGUUUGGAAUAUGGGAAUACUCUGGAGUUAGGGGGAGGAGUGAGGAAGGGGCUACGGUUCAGUGUUGCUUUUCCCCCGCCCUUAUCAAAUGCUGACAGACAGCAGGUGGAGUGGCAGCCGGGGAAUGCCUCCCUUCUGUUGGAGAAGACACCUCAGGCCCUUUGGGAGAGGGUCAGCUCUUUUUAGUAAAGAAACCAGAGACCAGGCCUAUAGCUUCCUUUUUUUUUUUUGACACUUGUAAAUUUUGGAAA
Messenger RNA from Eurypyga helias (sunbittern), 1285 nucleotides. It is a transcript of the gene CNOT1, whose product is annotated as CCR4-NOT transcription complex, subunit 1. Gene Ontology annotation, cellular component: CCR4-NOT core complex; P-body. Lineage: Eukaryota; Metazoa; Chordata; Aves; Eurypygiformes; Eurypygidae. The annotation marks the transcript as partial. The record is from RefSeq and is a predicted model, not a curated record. The transcript has 4 exons. Gene Ontology annotation, molecular function: molecular adaptor activity. Gene Ontology annotation, biological process: nuclear-transcribed mRNA catabolic process, deadenylation-dependent decay.